Messenger RNA from Aspergillus calidoustus, 4140 nucleotides. The record is from the annotation of a GenBank genome assembly. Lineage: Eukaryota; Fungi; Ascomycota; Eurotiomycetes; Eurotiales; Aspergillaceae.
AUGCCUCGAUCACUGAGCCAUGCGGAAUUUGGCGUUGGGUGGAUAUGCGCCCUGCCACUGGAGUUAGCCGCUGCGACAGAAAUGCUGGAUGUGGUAUAUGAAAACCUACCCGUCCAGCCAAGUGACCACAACACAUAUACGCUUGGAAGGAUCGGGGCGCACAAAGUUGUGAUCGCGUGCUUACCGAGUGGUGAAUAUGGGAUUGCAUCUGCAGCGACUGUUGCCAUGAAUAUGCUAUCCAGCUUUCAGUCUGUGAAAAUUGGCUUGCUAGUAGGGAUCGGAGGCGGGAUACCGUCCCACACAGAAGAUAUUCGUCUUGGGGAUGUUGUUGUCGGCGUUCCAACCAGCUCCAACACUCAUGGAGGUGUUAUACAGUACGACCUUGGAAAGGCGGGCCAUGGUGACAAGUUUAAACGCACAGGCAUGUUAAAUCGGCCACCGCAAACUCUUUUGACAGCUGUAUCCAAGCUGCAGGCUAUCCACCAAAUGGAGGGUAACCAAAUCUCUUCAAUCAUGAAGGAGGCUGCGAAACAAUCAUUGGCUCUACGUACUGUCCUGGAAGCGCCCCAACGUGAAGACCUGUUAUUCGAGACAAGUUACACCCACGAUCAGAAAGAGCCAACAUGUCGUGGCUGCAACCCAGAGAGAAUUAUCGGCCGGCCUCCCCGAGUGCCCAACCAGCCUAGAGUUCAUUAUGGACUGAUAGCUUCGGGAAACCGAGUCGUCAAGGACAGCCAUUUCCGGAACCGUCUGAGUCGUGAUCUUGGGGCAUGCUGUGUGGAGAUGGAGGCUGCUGGUCUAAUGAACAACUUCCCGUGCCUGGUUGUUCGUGGCAUAUGUGAUUAUGCCGACUCGCACAAGAACAAGGAUUGGCAAGGCUAUGCCGCUGCAGUUGCCGCCGCAUACGCCAAAGAGCUUCUUCUGGUCGCGCCAUCGGGCAUUGACGCGGUUCUAAACAGUCAUCUUGGGCGUACACCAAAUAAGCUGGACAAGACCCGCAGUACGGCUGCUACCAUCUCAGAGAGCUUAAAGAAACGCAUCUUAAGUUCACUGUUGCCCUCAACAAUAGAUUUGCCCUAUAGCGGCCAAACCUACCAUGUUGAUUGUGCCUGGGAUGACAUGUUGGGCCAUGACGCAUACAACACUUGGUACCAAGGCCAAGAGACUUGCGCGCAUCGCGGCCUUAUCUGGAUCAAGGGUAAGCCUGGUUCUGGGAAAUCAAGCUUUUUGAAGUUUGCAUUUAGUCGUGCGGUUGAAAAUCUGCAAAGGGAUGGCUCAUGCGCCGUGGGGUUCUUCUUCCAUCCCCUAAAUCAACAUCUGCACUGGACCCAGCUCGACCUCUUCCAAAUCAUCAUCUACGAGCUGUUACAAUACGAUCAUGACCGCCUUGUGAACUUUAUGAAGGCCUUUGGCCGUAGGUUCGAGGAUUCCAAGAAAAGACCCUGCUGGAGUAUAGAAGAGCUGAAGUCAUUUCUGAAGACCGCAUUCACCAAGCACCGAACGUCCAGGACGGUGAUUUUUGUGGACGGCAUAGAUGAAUGUGAAGGAGAUGGGAUGAGGGAGCUGGCCAUCUUUUUUCGAGAAAUAACAGCAGCCUCGCAUGUGGCCGACGCAAAAUUGAGCAUAUGCUUGUCAAGCAGAGAGUACCCGAAAGUCAGCAUUGGAGAGUGUCCUGAAGUCUUGAUCGACCGGCACAAUAUCAAAGAGAUUCGACGGUACAUUGACCGAAAAUUAGCGACGGCUGGCCUGGAGGGGCAUGAACAAUGGGUCAAACUGACAACUUGCAUUGUCGACCGAUCUGCUGGAGUCAUUCUCUGGGCCGUUAUAGUGAUGGAUACGCUAUUGCAAGACUGGGAUAACGGCAAGAAUUUUAGAUACCUCAAGCAGCGACUCAAGGAGAUUCCACCAGCUCUGGAGCAACUGUACAAUCGAAUACUGUCCACUGCCGAGACACAGGACCUCCAGAUGACGUUGAAGUUCUUUUACUGGGUGGUACUAGCAGCUAAGCCACUGCGCUUGCUCGAAUGGCACCACGUCAUCGCCUGGAUUCGAGACAAGCCGCCAGAAUCCUUACAGGAGUGGCGGGAAUCUGAUUACUAUGAUGAGAAUACAUGGCAGCUCGAGCGGCAGAUACAAAUUAUUUCCAAGGGGCUUGUGGAAGUUAACACGAGUCCGACGCAACAAGCUGCCAUCGAAAGAAACUCCACACACGGCGAUGCUGGUUCUCUGAAUAGCGAGGAAGGCGAGGCACGGACGGUGCGAGUUAUUCACAGCUCGGUCGCCGAAUUCUUUUUCCGUGGAAAGGGGUUCUUCAUCCUGGAUCCAGCACUGAGGAGCCAGUCCCGGGCUCUUGCUGUUGGCCAUCUUAGCAUCCUCUCUACCUGCCUUGACUAUAUAGCCAUUCCAGAGUUGGACGUUCUGGCACAAGGGCGAGAAAAGGUCGAUCGUCUCAUAUCCCACCGACAGACACAUCGUCCCCGGGGAGCCAGGAGCGAGGCCAGCUUUGGAUCAUCCGCCUCAAGCUACACGGGUUCGGCUCGUUCUGACCACUAUGACUGGAACGAUGCGGACAACAACGUUUUCUCAACCCAUCUGCUACCGCCGUCCAGUGAUUCCGUCACUAAAUCUCCGCCUUUAGCUGGAGGCAGUCUGUCUGUUCCACCAACUAUGCCUUUUGCGUUACAGCAGUAUUUGCAGUCUAUACCUCAAAUUGAUCUCAGUGUCCUGGAGCGAGCGGCGAGUGACAUUGAAAGCCAUAAAUCCGAGACUAAGUUGUCGCAAACCUUGCAGGAGUAUCCUGACUUUCUUCUAUACACAAUCAACGCGUUUGCCUUUCAUGCGAAGUAUGCUGACGAGUAUAAGGGCGAUCCUGGGCACAUUCUGCGCCGCCUUAGGGCUGAAAACCUCUGGCGGCGCUGGAUUUGCCUCGCAGAUAAAUUCUCCUGGGAUACGACUUUGCUCCACUUUGCCGCAGAGCUGAGUCUGGUCUCAUGGAUCAAUUGUUUGCUGUUAAUGGGUGCUGAUCCAGACGAGACAGGAAGGGAAUAUCAGUAUCCGCUUAUGGCCGCAGUGGUUAACCACCACAAGGAGGCGACCAGGAUACUUGUUAAAUGGGGCGCCAAUGCGGUCUGUGGGAACAAGAUAUCAAAAUCGCCACUUCAUUAUAUUGCUGAAGAGGGCUCUACCGAGUUCCUGGACUACUUCUUGAUGAACAUGCCAGCGCAAAAUCCAUACCACGCGAAGCUGCUAUAUGCCCGUGAUGACUUGCGCCGAACACCGCUACAUCUGGCAGCGCAGAAGGGUCACCUGUCUAUGUGCAAGAAACUGUUGGAAUUGGGAGCGGAUCCAAACUGUUACGAUUACGGUGAAAAAUGUGCUCUUCAUUAUGCUGCCGAAAGUGAGGAAUCGAGCAUGGCCGUGUGCCAACUUCUGCUUGAAAAUGGAGCCCUAAGGGAUGCGUCAACAGAUGAGCUUCUUACCCCAGGUCAGCUUGCUCUACAAAACGGGCACCUAGACCGCUUAGCACUAAUUGAAGACUAUUCCCCUGGCGAAAACGGUCAUUCACACAGCGCUUCGACGACAGCCUUGGAGGUUCGGCUAGUCGAGUUUCUGGGUAAAAGCCGGCUAAAACAUCCGUAUAUUCAGCUUUGCUUCGCGGAUCAGAAAAAGACUCUAUACCCCGCAAAAUCAUCCCCAGACAACAAGACUGGACGAGAAAUAGUGCAUUUUACCAUUACACUUGCCACCGAGGAACAGGUAUUUCUGCACCUAUUUGAUAUCCGCGGAUCGAGGCACGUUCGCGGGAAGAUAAACUGGGAGGUGAAGUACAUUGGAGAAAAGAAUGGAGAGCUCGAGACCCGUGUCUUUAUGCGCAGCCAUGAACGCAUGCAGAAGCAAGAUACACAGGCCUUUCCUGUUUCAGGGGGAAUGGUGACCCUGGAGGUGCUUGUUCCACCCACGGUCGAAAUCACAGACACAGAAAUGGUAAUACUACCUCAAGGGGCGACGCAGCGAGCGCGGCCCGUCCGCCAACGACCGUCCAUGCGCAUAAACAACUUCUUCAAGCGUAUUACCCGCAGAGCUCUACCGAAUCGCAGGGAAAUGACAGACUCCAUUAAGCCCCCGCGGGCCAGCCCAUGA